Uncinocarpus reesii 1704 is the source of this 420-nucleotide messenger RNA. RefSeq lists its product as uncharacterized. Bases 1 to 420 code for a protein of 139 amino acids. The transcript has 3 exons. Lineage: Eukaryota; Fungi; Ascomycota; Eurotiomycetes; Onygenales; Onygenaceae. Gene Ontology annotation, biological process: nuclear-transcribed mRNA catabolic process, RNase MRP-dependent; tRNA processing; intronic box C/D snoRNA processing. Gene Ontology annotation, cellular component: nucleolar ribonuclease P complex; ribonuclease MRP complex. The record is from RefSeq and is a predicted model, not a curated record. Gene Ontology annotation, molecular function: ribonuclease MRP activity.
AUGACAAAAAGAAAGCGAGGUAGCACGUCAGAAGCCGGUGACAGCAAGAACACGAAUGCUUCAGAGGUCGCCAUCUCAUUCACCUCGCGCAAACCGGAAUGGGCGUAUUUACAUCUCGAAUUGGUCACCCAAUCCCCAGACGCCGGCUCAGAGCCGCUCGAUCUCCUCACGGCCAAAACAUACCUCACCACCGCCCUAUCCCAAUUUUUAGGCCUUUCCGGCACCGCGAUACCCAUUGACAUUUUGAAGCUGCAGUUGGAAGAAUUACCCACCGCUACGGCAUCGGCGCGCAGGAAAACACGGAAUAUGCUAUGGAUUAGAGUCCCCCAUGACGAUGCGGCGGCGGUAAUCGCAGCUGCAUUUGCGAUACGGGACGGCUCGCGGCUCGAAAAGGCCCUGAUCCAUGCCUCUCCACAAUAA